CUUGAGGCCACCCUCUCAUCCCAAGACCAAUAUGGAAGAUCUGUCUAGUUUACUUAAUACAGCGCGCGAACUCACGUCGCAUGUCGCGAGAUCAGACUUGCCUCCUGUUAAUCUUUCAUUGGAGCAAAUCGAAGCUCAAUCGAGACGACUAGGGAGGCAGCAAGCCCACACCCCGGAUAACGGCAAAGGGAGCUACUUGCUUGCUAAAGCCAACGUCGACGCCCCGGCACUCGCGUCAUCGAUUGCCACUCUGAACACGGCUAACACUUUUCUUCCACUCAACCCACUGAAUGACACGGAUGUUUCCGGCUAUCUCAAGCAUGCUUACGAGCAAACACUGAUAUCAACUAUUGAAGAAGGGAGACGGCAAACCGAACAAGAAUUUUACCAAAAUCUUGAGUUGAGGGCGCGUAAAGAUUGGGAAGCGCGGAAGAAGCGCAUCUUUGAAGAACUGGGAGGUAGAGCGCGAUUUGCUGGUCAACAUGCGGGGAUGAGGAGCAAGAAACUCUUCGGCGCGUCCUAUGUUGCUCCCCCAGCUCAAUCAAUAACAAUGAACACGAAGUUUAUGGCGUAUCUUCGUGUUGUUUCGGAGCUCAACUCUCAUCGCUUGGCAAGCACAUCCUAUCCACUCCUUGCCAACUUAAGCGAGGCCGCACGAGCAAUUAGUGAAGAUGCGCUGAGAAUAACGCACACCUACGAUAUCCUCACUUCCAUCACUGGCGAACGACCAAAACUUCCACCGUCACAUACCCAAGCUCAUAUCCUGAACUCCGCUGUCCUUGAAAGAGCAUAUGCUCGUGCUUAUCUUGGCUCUCAGGAGUCUCAGGAAGCACUGGAACUGCGGAAGAGAAUUGCUGAGGGCUCGCGAAGAGCCUUAGAAUUCCAGUAUUGGGAGAUUGUUGAACGCACUAUCCAGCAAAACCCAAUAGAUGCUGGCCUUGGAGGUGAUCCUUCCCCGGCGAACAAGACUCGUGCUUUCUUGAAUGUUCAGUUCUAUAAGAACGGUGCCUGGGAUAGCCGUAUUAGUUUGUUGGCUGGGAAACCGCUGUGGGCCAUCCUGUACUACCUCGUCCGAACGGGGCAUUUAAAGGAGGCUAUUGAAAGCGCCUCACAACAUGCCACCAUCUUGAAUAGUCAAGAGGAACUUUUCACCACCCUUCUGCAGACAUGGGCCGAGUCCCCUGAUAGAAGACUACCAUUAAACCUUCGGGAGCGUUUGCUUGCCAACUACAACUCGCACGUACUGCACGCGCGAGACGUCGAUCCAUUCAAGUUGGCACUCAUCAAGCUAAUAGGGAGGAUCGAUCCGCAACGACGCAACAUUCCACUGGUCAUUGCUUCCACCGAGGACUGGGCUUGGUUCCAGCUGGCUAUGGCGAGUUUUCGAUACCGAUUUAGGAUUGACGAAGAAGCUGUGUCUUUGAAAGACUUCGCACAGUCGCUUUUAACCUAUAAAAAAUCACAUUUUGAACCCGAAGGAAAGCCACGGAGGGGCAUCUGGGCAUGUCUUCUUCUCAUAUGUGGUCUCUUCGAGCAAGCAGUUGCGGCUCUAUAUGAGAUACCAGAACUACAAGUUGAGGCAGUUCACCUCGCCAUUUCCCUGUCGUAUUACGGUCUCCUACGCGUUCCCAGCAAAGCCGAGUCCUCUGAUGUUGAGAUUUUGAUCACAUCUCCCGUACGACCAGCAAUGCUUAAUUUAGCUCUCCUCGUCAGCCGGUAUAUAAGGCAGUUUCAACGAACUGAUCCCAAGGAGGCCUUGCAAUAUGUAUACUGCAUCACUCUCAAUUCAGACAAGAGCAGUAGCCUGGCUCCGAAGCAAAAUCCUUCCAGCCGUGAACAAGUUGAAAUUGCUCGGCAACUUGUCCAGCGCGUCAUCCUUGGUUGUGAUGGCAAAUGGGACGACCUUGUUGGAGCUUUUCGAGAAGAUGGUACUAAAAUUCCGGGGAUACUCGAGCGCAGCUUGCCUUUGCUGCACCUGGGCUCACUUGCAGAGUACCACGAAGCGGUCCUGCUGCCAGCUGCUGAUGAAUGCGAGCAAGAAGGCAAGCUGGUUGACGCUAUUAAACUGUACAAUAUCGCCGGUGCCCACGAUACGGUUAUUGCUUGCCUUACGCGUGCCCUUGGGAACGUUCUCUCUGAGCCAAUGGGCGGAGAAGGCGAUUCCCUAGAAUCGCUAACUCGAAACAUUCUCGACCAUUAUUCGCGUAGAGGAGAUGCCAUCGGGCCAAAGCGCCAGGAUCUUAUGUGCCUUCUGAAAGUAAGAGAAGCUGGAGUUGCCUACGAUGACAAGCAAUAUGAAACGGCACUUGCGGCAAUCGAAGCUUCAGGAUUGAUUCCGUUUGAUGGGGAUGUGCAGGCCAUCACACGGAAAGCCGACUCCUUCAAAGAGAACGACGAAGCGAUCACGAUGAAUUUGAGCCAUAUUCUGUUAUUGGCCAUGAACAUAUUACAUGGGCUACAUGGAAAGGUCAAACAUGCUAUGCAUGGAGACAACUCUCGCACAGCAGCAUUAGCAGAGAUCCGAAGAAAGUCUCGUGCACUGAUGAUGUUCGCGAGCAUGCAACGAUAUCGUAUGUCAGCGGACGUGUAUGGCCAGCUAACACGACUGGAUGUAGCUGUGGCGCAUUGAUUUGGGACAUCUCCAGUUGUCUUGACCCAUCUUGUAUUUAAUCUUGUUGUGUCAAGAAGGAAAUGAAUUAUUCACGCGUG
Messenger RNA from Cantharellus anzutake, 2709 nucleotides. Its product is annotated as nucleoporin-interacting protein NIC96. The coding region runs from base 32 to 2629 and encodes 865 amino acids. The transcript is spliced from 14 exons. Gene Ontology annotation, cellular component: nuclear pore. The record is from RefSeq and is a predicted model, not a curated record. NCBI's taxonomy places the organism in Eukaryota, Fungi, Basidiomycota, Agaricomycetes, Cantharellales, Hydnaceae. Gene Ontology annotation, biological process: protein import into nucleus; poly(A)+ mRNA export from nucleus. Gene Ontology annotation, molecular function: structural constituent of nuclear pore.